This is a messenger RNA of Notolabrus celidotus (New Zealand spotty), 1289 nucleotides long. RefSeq names its product histone H2B 5. Bases 67 to 447 code for a protein of 126 amino acids. Gene Ontology annotation, cellular component: nucleosome. Gene Ontology annotation, molecular function: structural constituent of chromatin; protein heterodimerization activity; DNA binding. Lineage: Eukaryota; Metazoa; Chordata; Actinopteri; Labriformes; Labridae. The transcript has a single exon. The record is from RefSeq and is a predicted model, not a curated record.
AGAGGGGGCGUUGUUGACAGUUGCGUCCCUUACUUAUAUAUCAGAGGCUCUUCAGUCAAAGAGAAAAUGCCUGAUCCCGCAAAAUCCGCCCCUGCGCCCAAGAAGGGCUCGAAAAAGGCCGUGACCAAAACCCAGAAGAAGGGAGACAGAAAGCGCCGCAAGAGCAGGAAAGAAAGCUAUGCUAUUUACGUGUAUAAAGUGCUGAAGCAGGUGCAUCCAGACACUGGGAUCUCCUCAAAGGCCAUGGGCAUCAUGAAUUCUUUUGUCAACGACAUAUUUGAACGCAUCGCGGGAGAAGCGUCGCGCCUGGCGCACUACAAUAAGCGCUCCACCAUCACCUCUAGGGAGAUCCAGACCGCCGUCCGCCUGCUGCUGCCCGGCGAGCUGGCCAAGCACGCCGUGUCCGAGGGCACCAAGGCUGUGACCAAGUACACCAGCUCCAAGUAGAGGCAGACAGAGGCUCGAGGGGGAACUGUCACCAAACACCGUCAAGAUGAUUCACAGUGUCAAGUGUUCUUUUUGCCAAACAAUGCAUUUGUGAUUUUGCACCAUUGCCGCUUCUUGGAGAAAAAGAACCCAGGUCUUACAUAUGAUCCGUGUGCUGAGAUUCAUCGGAACUGCUAUCUUGAUUGAACACAUUGUGUGGGUGUAUUUUGAACUGUGUAACGUUUUUUACAAAACCAUUUAAUACUCUCAGAAUGAAUGUAAGUCGGUGCUGCUCAACUGUGGAAACCUUUGCUUUGCACCAUUGUAUAUUAGUUAUUUGUAUGCACCACGAAAAAUGACGAACAGAUUUCAGUGUAUGUUGUCACAGCUAAAGCAUCAGGAGAUCAAAGCUGUGAUUAGACAUCAGUGCGAAGUUUCAUUUUCACAUGUGGUGCUUUGUCAUGAAUGCUGUCUUUGAAAAUAGCGACACUGAACGGCAGCUGAACAGAACAUGCAUGGAGAGUGUGCAUGUGUGCAUCCCUGGUGAUCAUAACUUGCUCCUCCUUUCACUUCAGGGUCUCCUGGAGGCAGCGGAAGACUGAUGUUUUCCCACCAAUAUCUUUCAAACCUCACCUGAGAAGAGGUUGGAGAAUGGUAAUAGACAACCACAACCUGUGAAGUCAAAUAUUAUGACAUUAAGGAGAUGUAGUGGCCCUGGACUGUAAAAAUGUUGCUGUCAAAAUCUUUUAAAAAUUCUGCACACUGUGGAAAGUUCAACACGUUUCUCAUUAACUCACAGAUAGUCAGAUUCAAUGACUAGUCCUACAAGAUGUAUAUGAAAUAAACUUUCAUCUGUCAUCUCA